ACGGCAACGUCGCACCUCGCCGACGAUCGUGCCUCCACCGCGGCGCGCCGCUGUGGGGAAUCGCCCGCCACCGAGUUGAGCGAGACGCAUUCACUACCGUACCAACACAUUAUACCUACGAAACUGGCAUUAUUUUUAUAUUACUUUUUUUAUACACUAUUGGGAUAUUGCUCAAUUCAUCAGUAGUUUAGUUUUACUAUAUCGAGCGGGUGUUUGUAUACGCGUGGCGCUCUCUAUCGGCAUUCGGCGAAGUGUGUGUAGCGCGGGAAGUGCGGGGGCCGCGGGGCGAGUUUUUCGUCCCCCUACUUCAGUUUGUCUCUGACGCGCAUUAAGUAGGACGUGUUGCUAUUCGCCGCUUGUGAAGGAUCGUUCACGCGGUAACUUUGAACUGUGACAGUGCUCAAAAAGUGAUAUCGUAAUAAAGAAUGUGUGUUGGAUUGCGGUGCCCUACAAAUUGGAUGCAGUGAUCGGAUCACAGUAACUGGAUUGCAGUGUUUUUUAUUUGGAUUUUGCAUUUUUCUCACCGGCCAAACUGGGGAUGCAUAAGAUGGAACUCGGCGACAGCGUGUACGCCGCCGAGCGUAUAAUGAAGAAAAGAAUUAGAAAGAACAAAGUGGAGUACUACGUGAAAUGGAAAGGGUGGAAGCCGAAACACAACACGUGGGAGCCCGAGGAGAAUAUUCUCGAUCCGCGCCUGAUUCAGAGCUUCGAGCGGGGCGAGGAGUUACGCAGGCAAGGACGGAAACGGGAGCGCGAGCAUUCGCCAGUGGAGAGAGCGAGAAGUGGAUCCGAGGAAACACAUCCGCCACCCGGCAAACGCAAAGCUGCUGUUCUAUCUCAAGAGUCAGGAAAAAUUGGUGUCACAAUUACUAUGAGCCCACCAGCGAAACGACACGACUCGGCAAAACUGAAUGGCGGACGGACUCCACACACCAACCAGCCUCCUCCCCCCGCGGCGCCUCCAGGGGGCGCUGCCGCACCAGCUUCCCCCGCUGCAGAAGCUGCCGCCCCAAGGACAGGUCCGCGAAGGGCGCCGCACUCGCCUGAGGAAGCGGACGCACACACACCCCCAGACCGCGAACGACGAACGGACACCCAGCCAACGGCGACCGCGCCAGCGGAACCGAAGGGUGCCCGACCGCCACCUCCCGCACCCCAGCCUGAAGACGAGGACUCUUGGGGCGAAGCGCCCCCCGCAGUACCGCCUCCACCGCCACAGCCGCCACGUCGCGACGCCGCAUACUGGAUGGCGCGUUCUCCUGUCGCGGACCAAAUCUUCAUCACCGACGUCACGGUCAACCUACAGACUGUGACCAUUAGAGAGUGUAGAACAGAGCGAGGCUUCUUCAGAUCCCGUGAUUCCCGACCUCUCGACGUGACGUAAACGACACUAAUGUGAGACUUUGUACAGGCAUAGCUAGCUAGUAUUUAUUUUGUUUAUUUGUGAUGUAUUAAGGAAGACCUGAUUGAGUGACUGGUCACCGGAGGUUGCUUGUGAAUUAGGCCUAAAUGAGAGUAGUAACGUUGAGAUAGUUGAGAAACAAGUUCAAACUAAACUGUAAUUAUUUAUAUAUAAGUGUAAUAAUGCAAUAUGACCACCAAUUUAACAUAAAUAGACAGAGUAUUGUCAAUUGUUAAAAAUAAGAAACUAUAUUAUUCGUUAAAUUGUUUGUAAUGGUUAUAAGUGUAUGGUAUUUAAAGCCAUUUUGUACAGAGUACUGUUUCGUACAGUCUUUUCACGGUAUGUGUAUGUGCGUAAAUACUUAGAUGCAUAAUAAGAUAUUUCCAUUGGAUACAUAUUUUUGUAGCCAUAAGUAGGUAUAUCUAUAUUGUGUCAAAUAUAAGUAGGGCACAGAUAUUAAUCUAUUAUUUUAAUUUGAAAUGAAAUAACCAUCGAAUCUCUAAACUCGCAACGUUUAUCUAUAGCCACUGAAUGAAAUUGUAUAAAAUUUGUAUAUACAUUUUAUUUAAUUGUUGUUAUUAUUAUGUGAUUGAUUUCAACUUUCAAUUCAGUUGUGUUAUAUCUCUGUAAUGUAAUAUUAAAAAUAUAUUUGCAUGCAACGUUUAUGGGCAUGUACGGAAAAAAAUGGCAAUAAUUUGUGAACACCUGCUUUCUGUAGUCGGUGAUAACAAGACGCCUUAUAAAUCAAUGUAAAUAUGUAAUGUUUGAUCGAUUAUUUGCUUAUCUGAGUUUUUAAUUUUUAAAUUCCAGUGAAAUAUGAUUAAAUUUAAAAUGUUUAACAUUUAUUUUUUCAUUGUACUAUAAUAUUUGCAAUAUAUGUAAUUUAUAAUAUAAUAUGUGAAGUAAUAAUUUAAUUUGAAAUUUGAUAGCAAUAAUGUGUUUGAUAACUGCAAAACAAAAUUGUAAUAGUUGCCAAACUUUUUAGUGAUAGAUUCUAAGCAACGUUCUAGGGCAAUUGUUUAUGAAAUUAAUAGGUAUUCAAAUUGAUGCUAGAUUUUGGUACAAACACUGUCUAACACUAUCUGAUCUGUAAAAUACCUAAAUAGAUGGCAACCCAACAUACAAAUCUGUUUUCAGCCUUUUACCUACGUUUAUAUAACCUAAGUAACUUAUUAGAAAAUGUACUGAAAAGUAACAAAUCAAAAAUUGUAGAUGUGAUUUUAAACACAUAUAUGUAAUGCCACCCCCCCCCCCCCCCCAAUAUAAUAUGCAUAUAAACACCUAAUCCAGAUUAUAUAUAUCAAUAUAAACUGAGAGUAAGCCUCUAUAGCUGUCUGCCUUAAUAUUUAGGUAAUCUUUAUUUACUCUUAUGAGUUCAUAAUAUUUGUUAUUUCGGUCAUUGCAAUUAGUUUGACCUACUUGAAUUUAAAUAGUGUACUUAUUAAGUAAACUAUCCUAUACUUUAUUUUGAUGACAGUUUUUUUUUUUUUUUGUAUGCUGAAAUCUAAAUAGUUUUAUUUAAAUACAGUGGUGUAAUUCUGAGGCAUUAUUUGUCUAAUCAAAUAUUAAAAUUUCAAUUUGAUAUUACUUUUCAUCGAUUUCCUAAUAGAUUUAAAUGAAAAUUAUUCUUAUUUUCAUAUAUGAUUGUUUAUAAAAUAGUAAUUACCCGAAAUUACCAAAUUAAAAUGGACCCAGUGUAAAAUAGACCCAGUUGUAAAAUAGAUAUUUAUUCUAUUAGCAGUAAAUGAUAACUAAAAACACAAUACUUGGUUUAUAGUAUGUAUACUUAAAACUUAGGUAUCUAAAUAAUAAUAAUAAUUUAAUUAAAUACCUAAUAUAUUCUCUAAAACGUGUCUGCUUUUCACUCGUUACGUUACACAUCGUGUAAUAAUUUCAAUGAGAAAAAUCUCUUAUCAGUUUGGUUAGGUUUCUAAACGAAACAGUUGCUUUAAUGAAAUUUGGCAUGACAAAGAUAAGAAGUAGCAUUAAUCAUCUUACCCCAGAGGUAUCUUCUAAAAAAUCUCACAUGUGCUGUUCUUUUGAUAACUAGGUACAUCAUCAUGAUUCAACUGAAAGACAGCGCUUGCUAGAAAAGCAAACGUGACCUAAACAACAGAUAGUGGGAUGAGGGUUAUUUUAGUUAUAUUAUGAUGUCUAGCGUAAUGGAUGCUCCGCAUCCUCUAUUUACCUCUCGUGGGUGCUGGAAACCCCCGAGCGCUCACGGAGUCGGCGCCCCUGCGUCUUGUCAUAAAUAAGUCAAACAUGUUGAGUUCAAUAUCUCUAUGUUUAGAUGUUUUAAAAAAUCGUGUGUUUCUAUUUAUGUUUAAAUAAAAGAGAUUUUUAUAUUAUUAAAAAUAAAAGGUGUUUAAAAUAAUAAAUUGUAUUAUAACAAUCUAAUAACCUUUAUUACACUGACUAAACAAUAUUCAAUCGAUUAAAUCAUGUUUCGUUUUUUUAAAAACAUUUAGACAAUGUUUUAAAUAUUUUCGGUAUUAGAGUUAUCACUAUAUAAUUGGAGAAGACAUCGUACAUGAGUCGUAAUCGCAUAUAUAUUACAGCCUUCAUCGCGUAAUGCGUAACUAUCUCUUCGCAUUCUUUACGCGAAUUGAUCUGCGACUUGAUUGCUACGCUUUACGCGCUACAUUUAAUAUGCGCUGUAUAUUGAAGUAGCUCCGCACUUAUUACGUGCAUAAUAUACUAUACUAUACUGCGGGUCUACCAUGAAAUGAAAUUCCGAAUUUUGGAACUCAAUUUCGUGUUUUUGUUUAUAUCAAAAGUGGACCAAUAAAUGGAAUUUAACAUUUCGUUCGUCAUACAUCCUACCAUAAAAGUCCAAAGGAACGAUAUUUUAACAUUUUUAAUAUUUCCAAAUGGCAUGUAUUAUAUAAUUUUAAGAUCAAAUUUGUGUUUCGAUUGGCUCCGAAAUUUCGGAAAACAUUUCAUGGAUUUUUUGUGUUGUUUCUUUUAACUGUAAUUAUUAUUGUUGUUGGCAACAAAAAGAUCUAUCUGUCUAUACAUUACAUGAAUCUCGUACUGAAAAAUGUUAUAUUCUGUACGAUUACGCUGUACAUCUGUAUAUGCAUAUGUGACGACUCAUAUAUGAUAGUAUAGUAAUGAUUGUAACGAAUGUAAUCACGAAAACUAGUACUGCUAUAUAGAGAUGGGUAAUAUCCAAUAUCUUUAGGGGGAAGAGAUUGUUAGUAAUGGAGACUGAGAAUCCCAUUGCUAGCAAUAUACCCAACCAGGUUCACCUCCUCGCGGUUCUCUCUGGAAACUAUCAUGGUUAAUUCCUGAUGAAUUCAUCAUGAUGGGCUAACUGGCCUGUUUUCAUUCUCAUCUAUCACCCUUCACUGGUGCUCUGCCAGCGUAUCCCGUUAGCGCAAGCGGGGUUACCAUAGCAUUUUCACCCAUAAAAAAAAGAAAACAUCCAAUAUCUAUAUAUUGAGGUCUGGUCAUUAAUGACCACUUAUUGCGAUAUUGUCCGUACCAGUCGGAUAUCUGUAUUCAUUAUGAGCGGGUUCUUUUCGAUAUAUAAUAUUGGAUAAUAGAUAGUUAAUAUCUAUUAUUGGCCAAUAUAAUAUAUAGAUAUUGUAAUUUUUUUUUAGUCAACUUAGAAUGGCAAACAAGCUGACGGCCCACCUGAUGGAAAGUGGUAACCGUCACCUACAGCCAUGAGCAGUACCAUGUACAUAACAGAGUAUACUGUUUCGCCCAUGAUACCCCCCAUGCGUUGCCAUUCCUGAGGACUCAGGUAUUAUUCCUCUGUACCCAGUAAAUUCACGCCAUAUCCCACACAGAUCUUCCCAGACAGAAGUAGCCAAGCAAUCGACUUUUGUACAAAGUCUCCCUCUGGUAAAUACAAUAUAUAGAAAUAGGUAUAUAUUACCCAUCCUUACUACUGUAUUACUACCUAUUACUCGUUAGAAGGUAUCGCCCUCUAGUGUCAAAUUAAUAAGACGCCUCGUUAUGCAUGAAGGUCUCUGGCGUAGCUUUAGUGUGGAUAAAAACUGGUUUAUAUAAUCGUCUAUUUAAUUAUUUAAGACUUAUUAUUUUGAAGUUGUGAUCAUUAGGUUCGUUAGUUUCGUAACUUGACUACCUAUGUAAAUGGAACUAUGUAUAUUUUAUGUUAAUCGUUUAUUAAAUGAACUGAUUGUUUUAUGUUAAUUUCGUACCAUGUACCUACAAAUAAGUUAACUAUUUUAGUUGUAGCUAUGUGAACAUAUUCCGAACGCUAAUUUUGGGUUCCUCAUGUGUUUGUUAUUUAGUUCCUGUAAUCUAAGAUAAUAUCUGAUUGAGGGAGACUCAAUAUUAAAUGUAGUACCUACAUGUUUUAUUUUAAUGCAUUUGUAUUGGAUGAUCUUUGUAAAUAUUGUAAAUAUUACGGAUAGACAUAUUCCGUAGGGCACCUGUUUUAUAAUGUGACAGUCAAUUCACAUUGUAGUCUUGUAAAUAAAUGAAAAUGAAUUAGA
Galleria mellonella (greater wax moth) is the source of this 5871-nucleotide messenger RNA. RefSeq names its product polycomb group protein Pc (gene Pc). The record is from RefSeq and is a predicted model, not a curated record. NCBI's taxonomy places the organism in Eukaryota, Metazoa, Arthropoda, Insecta, Lepidoptera, Pyralidae. The transcript is spliced from 3 exons. Bases 539 to 1384 code for a protein of 281 amino acids.